UUGAAACAGCAAAAGAAUGUUGUGAAUAUAUUGAUAAAUUUAUUCGUUCAAAACGUUUAUACGAAAAGAAAGAAAUUCAAAAACAAUUUUUAAAUCAAAUGGGGAAUGUUUGGAGUACUUGUAUUCAUUUAAAAAAUGGACAGAAUUAUCAUAUUGAAGAAAAUUUAAAAGGACAAAGGGAAAUUUGGAUGGAAAAAAUUGCUGAAAUUUUUAAAAAAUUGAAUAAAAGAGAUUUGAAUAAAUUCAGAAAUUUAAUAUUAGAUAAGACUGAUCAGGUAAAAGAAUUGUUUGAUUUAACUCCUAAAGAAUUGCUUAAAAGAAUUAAAACAUUGGAAGAUAACAAAAAGGGAGAAUCAUCUAAAAGUAACUUUGAAGAUAUUGGGAAUGAAUUGAAUGAAAAAAUUAAAGAGGAAUUGGAUAAGGAAAUUAAGGAAAUCGAAAAAGUGUAUACGAAGGGGAAAUUCAUUAAAAAUAAGGAAAUAAUUGAAGAAUUUGAGGAAGAAGAAAAAUUGAAGGAAGAAAAUAAUAGAAAAGUUGUGGGAAAAGAAGAAGUUGAUAUGAUGAAUAAAGGAAAGGGAAAAGUUUCAGAAUCACAAGAAAUAGUGGUGCUGAAUGAGGAAAAUAAUGAGAGAAAUUUGUUUAUUAAGGAAGGAAGCAAUAAUUUUAUGAAGAGGGAAAAGGAAGGAGUCGAGAAGGAAGAAAAACAGGAAAUUAACGAAGAAGUGGAAGGGGAACAACAAAAAGAUAAAAGAGAAGAAGAAGUGAUGGAAGAAGGAAAGGGUAAAAUAUUGGAAGAGGUUGAUGAUAAAGAAGAAGAAAACGAAAAAAAUUCUGAAGAAGAUUUAGACAAAAGUAAGGAAGGAUUGAAGGAAGGAGACGAAAUAAAUAUUAAAAAUAGAGGAAAAGGAAAAAUUAUUGAGGAGAAAAGUGAAAAAAGUAAAAAUAAUUUUAUUUUUACUAUAAUUAUUAAGUUGGGCUAG
Molecule: messenger RNA, 980 nt
Organism: Meloidogyne enterolobii
Lineage: Eukaryota; Metazoa; Nematoda; Chromadorea; Rhabditida; Meloidogynidae
Source: the annotation of a GenBank genome assembly